AUGACCGAGCUUAUCUCCCAGUAUGAAAACGACAUUGCCAGGAUCGAGGCCUGGUGGGCCUCUGAUCGGCAAAAACAUUUGCAAAGACCGUAUUCCAGUGCAAAGGUGGCUUCCAUGAGAAACACCAUUCCAUUGGAGUAUCCAUCGUCGAUUCAGGGUAACAAGCUAUGGAAACUGUUAAACAAGCACAGAGAGGAACAAACACCGAUCAUGACGUUUGGAUGCGUUGACCCGGGAACGGCCUCGCAGAUGUCGCGUGCUGGAAUGGAGCUGGUUUAUGUUUCUGGAGGAGUUUCUGGACUGCAAAUAGCUCCAGAAAUUGGCCGUGAUCACGCUGAUUAUCCUAGUGACACCGUCCCGAGAGUUGUCUCACACCUGUUCAAGUCCCAGUGUUUCCAUGACAGAAGACAGAAGUCGUACUUUCUGGGGCUUUCCAAAGAAGAGCAGCAGAAGUUCCAGAUCAACGACUAUCUGCUGCCAAUGGUUGCAGACGGCGAUAUGGGUUUUGGAAGCGUCACUGCGAUCAUGAAGGAGACCAAGAUGUUUGUGGAGGCGGGCACUGCCAUGGUUCAUUUUGAUGACCUGGCCAUUGGACUCAAGAAGUUCACCGAGAAGGUUGGAAGAACCGUUGUUCCGUUCUCCGAGUACUUGCGUAGACUUACUGCUGCUCGUUUCCAGAUGGACGUUAUGGGUUCCGAGAUGUUGUUGAUGUCGCGGAUCGACAGCUACCAUGCCGAGUUCAUCACGUCUGUGGUGGACUACCGUGACCACAAGUACGUCAAGGGAGCCACCAACCUGGAGGUUGGCACGUUGAUCCAUGCGGUGAACAAGGCCAUUGAGGCUGGGGAGGAUGUUCAAGAAGCACGUUUCAAAUGGCUCGCCGAGGCCAAAGUGAUGACCUUCCCAGAGGCAGUCCAGGCGGCUGCAACCGAACAGGAGUACCAGGAGUUUUCCAAAUUGAUGCAGGCCAAACAGUUCCCAAGCCUUGCGGAAAUGAAAAGCUAUGCCUCGAAAACGGUAGCAGCGCCGGUCAAUUUCGACUGGGAGAUCUCGCGCAGCAGCGUCGGACAGUACCUGUACAAAUCGUGUCCCCAGAACGUGAUUGAAAGAGCCAUUGCCGCCAUGCCUCUCACAGACACCACGUGGGCCCGUAUGGACACUCCGAUCUGGAAAGACAUUGUGGAGAUCCACACUGCUCUGCGGGAAGUGGAUCCAGCCAGAUGUUUUGGAUUUGGCUUUACCGGAGCAUUCAACUAUGCUGGAGCCGGAUACUCCGAGAAGGACGUUGCUGAGCUGCCGCACAACCUGGCCAAACUCGGCAUUGUGUUCCAAACACAACCGAUCUUUGCGUUGCAGGGAACAAACAUGUUUGUUUAUAAGUUUGCCAAGAUGUUCAAGGAGGAGGGAAUGGCUGGCUAUUUGCGAGACAUCCAAGGACCCUCCCUAAGUGAGAAGCACGACCACGGCGGAACUGCUUGGGGAGGCAAUUAUUUGGCCGAUCAGUAUCUCAACAUUGCAAACGCGAUGGAUCUAAGUAUGAACCUCUGA
Molecule: messenger RNA, 1548 nt
Organism: Ogataea philodendri
Lineage: Eukaryota; Fungi; Ascomycota; Pichiomycetes; Pichiales; Pichiaceae
Exons: 1
Coding region: 1-1548 (515 amino acids)
Biological process (GO): carboxylic acid metabolic process
Molecular function (GO): isocitrate lyase activity
Source: RefSeq, a predicted model, not a curated record